Messenger RNA from Cynocephalus volans (Philippine flying lemur), 1645 nucleotides. RefSeq names its product NADH-cytochrome b5 reductase 1. The transcript has 9 exons. Lineage: Eukaryota; Metazoa; Chordata; Mammalia; Dermoptera; Cynocephalidae. The coding region runs from base 70 to 987 and encodes 305 amino acids. Gene Ontology annotation, molecular function: oxidoreductase activity. The record is from RefSeq and is a predicted model, not a curated record.
CCGGCCCGCCCCGCGGCGCAUUGUGGGAUCUGUCCGCCGGCCGGGCGGUGGAGGACACGGCGCUCGGUUAUGGGGAUCCAGCCGAGCGCAGGCCUGCUGGCCUCCCUGGGGGUGGGGCUGCUAACUCUGCUCGGCGUGGCUCUGGGCUCCUACUUGGUUCGGAAGUCUCGCCGGCCUCGGGUCACUCUCCUGGACCCCAAUGAGAAGUACCUGCUGCGACUGCUAGACAAGACGACUGUGAGCCACAACACCAAGAGGUUACGCUUUGCCCUGCCCACCGCCCACCACAUUCUGGGGCUACCUGUGGGCAGACAUGUCUACCUUUCUGCCCGAAUCGAUGGCAGCCUGGUCAUCAGGCCAUACACUCCUGUCACCAGUGAUGAGGACCGAGGCUAUGUGGAUCUUGUCAUCAAGAUAUACCUGAAGGGUGUGCACCCCAAAUUUCCUGAGGGAGGAAAGAUGUCUCAGUACCUGGAUAGCCUGAAGAUUGGGGAUGUGGUGGAGUUUCGGGGGCCAAGUGGGUUGCUCACUUACACUGGGAAAGGGAAUUUUAACAUUCAGCCCAACAAGAAAUCUCCACCGGAACCCAGAGUGGCAAAGAAACUGGGAAUGAUUGCUGGAGGGACAGGAAUCACCCCAAUGCUACAGCUAGUCCGGGCCAUUCUGAAAGACGCUGAAGAUCCAACCCAGUGCUUUCUGCUUUUUGCCAACCAGACUGAAAAGGACAUCAUCUUGAGGGAGGACUUGGAGGAACUGCAGGCCCGAUAUCCCAAUCGCUUUAAGCUGUGGUUCACUCUGGAUCAUCCCCCAGAAGAUUGGGCCUACAGCAAGGGCUUUGUGACUGCUGACAUGAUCCAGGAGCACCUGCCUGCCCCAGGGGAUGAUGUGCUGCUGCUGCUCUGUGGGCCACCGCCGAUGGUGCAGUUGGCCUGCCAUCCCAACUUGGACAAGCUGGGCUACUCGCAAAAGAUGCGAUUCACCUACUGAGCAUCCCUCAGUUUCCCUGGUCUCAUUCCCUGCAAUUGUCCCCAGUCAGUACUCAAACAUUGUAAGCCCUAGAUUCUUUUCCUGAAAGUAUCAGCCUUUUGUAUCUUACUCUGGAGCUGAAAUCCAGAUGGUGCCUGCAGGAACAACAUUCCUGUAGCCAUGGAAGAGGGCCAAGGCUGAGUCAUUCCCUAGAAGGUCCCCCAAAUCUCUCUUUGAUAAAAGGUCCAGGUGAGGCCAAUGGAGCAGUCUCUUCCACAGAGUCAGAAAGCUGGGAGCAUGUACAUUUGCUCAAAUACCGGCUAGUUCAGUGAUAGCAUCACACUCUCACCUUCUUUGUCUGUGAUGAAAGGAACAGUCUGUGCAGUGGGAUUUACUUAAUAUUCAGUGCUUAACCCAUGGGCAAAUUCUGCAUAUGUGAGUACAAGUUGAGUGGACUUAUAGAGGUAGUCUUAUAGAGAUGGCAAAGAAAAGAGGAAAUGGUUUCUUCAGGCCACCAAACCUCACAGGAAUGAGUAUGAAACAUGUAUUUGUGUGUCUGUCUCUCUCAGCCCCUGCCUGGGCUAGAGAGAAGUAGCUACCCAUAAUUUAAGACUGCUGCUGUGGCAGGAACCUCUGGCUAUGCAAAUAAAUGGGGCUGAGGCCUCUGUGUGAUACCUAA